Molecule: messenger RNA, 4349 nt
Organism: Cicer arietinum (chickpea)
Lineage: Eukaryota; Viridiplantae; Streptophyta; Magnoliopsida; Fabales; Fabaceae
Product: disease resistance protein RPS2-like
Molecular function (GO): ADP binding; ATP hydrolysis activity
Source: RefSeq, a predicted model, not a curated record
UGUUUUCAUAAUGAUAAAAACUUUCAAACAUUGUUUUUCAUAUUCUUCAAAACUGAGAGAGUAUAGAGGGUAGAGUUGUAACUAUUAAUCGGAAAAUCAACACUCUUUGUAAUGAAAUAUGUCGGAAUAGCAAAUCUAGUUAGCAAAUCUAGUUCUAAAGAAAGAAGAUAAUGAACGAGCAAAAACACAAUGAUUGAUCUCAGAGUUCGGCUAAUUGUGCAUCAAAUCAAGAAGCUUGACAAGGAUGGAUACUAUUGCUAGUGUAGCGUCAAGCGUGGCUUUACCUGUGCUGCGGCAAUUUACUUAUAUAUUGAUGUACAACAGUUACCUCCAUGAUCUCGAGAAUGAGAUUCAGAAGCUGCAGAGGGAGGAGAAAGAAAUGAGGCACACUGUUGAAGCUGCCAAAAGGAACGGUGAAGAGAUCGAAGACACGGUUCGUGACUGGUUUUCUAGAGUGCAGACAGCCAUAGAAGAGGCACAGGCAUUCCUUCGUGAAGAAGACCAAGAAAGAGUUGGAUGCGUAGAUGCGGUGUACUCAAGGUACACAAGGAGUCAGAAAGCAAGAAGCUUGGUGGAUCUUUUGAUUGAAAUAAAAAAAGAAACAUUCGACCGGAUUUCAUACCGUUGUGCUUUGAAAUGCAACUUCAGUUCUGGUGCUAGAGGUUAUGUGGACUUGGAAUCAAGAACAACAAUGUUGAACGAAAUUCUUCGUGUGUUAAAAGAGGAUUCUGAUGUUCACAUGAUUGGUGUGUAUGGAAUGGCAGGGAUAGGUAAGACUGCAUUGGUGAAGGAACUAGCGUGGCAAGCCGAGAAAGAUGGUUUGUUCGAUGUGGUAGUGUUGGCUACUGUGACGAAUUCUCCUAACGUGACAAAGAUUCGAGCUGAAAUAGCUGAUGGGUUAGGUUUGAAGUUUGAUGAGCUGACUGAGGUGGGAAGAGCGAGCCGGUUACGCCAAAGGAUUAGGCAGGAGAUAAAGAUUCUUGUGAUACUCGAUGAUGUUUGGGGAGAGCUAAGCUUGAAUGAGGUCGGUGUUCCUUUCAGCGAUGAUCGUGGUGGUUGCAAAGUGUUGGUUGCAUCUAGAGAUCGUAAUGUGUUGACUACUAACUUAGGUGCAAAGAAAGUUUAUAGACUUGAAGUUUUGUCUGAGGAUGAGAGUUGGAGUUUGUUUGAAAAUAGAGGAGGGAAUGCUGUUGAAGAUGUUAGCAUUAAGCCGGUAGCGAUGAAAGUGUCGAAAAAUUGUGCUGGUUUACCCCUUUUGAUUGUUAAUGUUGUUGAAGCAUUGAAGAACAAGGAUUUGUAUGCUUGGAAAGAUGCACUUGAACAGAUAGAAAAUUUUGACUUUGAUGGAUGUUUUUAUUCUCAAGUUCAUUCUUCUAUUGAGAAGAGUUAUGAUCAUUUAGAAAGUCAAGAACUCAAAACAUUCUUCCUUCUUUUAGGUUCAAUGGGAAAUAGUUACAACGCGAAAGACUUGUUGGUGUUCGGUUGGUGUUUAGGUUUGCAUAAACACGUUGAUACGUUGACAGACGGAAGAAACGGGCUUCACAAAUUGAUCGACGACUUGAGAGAUGCGUGUUUGUUGCUCGAAGGCGGAAGAGAUUCGGUUGCGGCACUCAAAGUUGUUCGCAUUGUGGCUGCCUCCAUCGCGUCAAAGCUCAAGCCGUUCUUUACUGUCGAGAGAAACACCCAACUGAAAGAAUGGCCGAGAACCGAUUUCUUGAAAACAUGUCAUCAUAUUUUCUUGGAUCGGUGUCGCAUCCACGAACUUCCCGAGAGGUUAGAAUGUCCUAACUUAAAGAUACUCAAACUCAACUCUCAAGAUAAUAACAAUUUGAAAGUUCAUGAUAAUUUCUUUGAUCAUAUGAAAGAACUUAAGAUACUAAGUUUAGGAAAUUUGAAUUUUACUCCAUCACUUCCUUCAUCUAUUUCCCUUUUAACAAACCUCCAAGCACUUAAUCUCAAUAAAUGCAUGUUGCAAGACAUUUCUAUUGUUGGAGAAAUCAAAAGUUUAGAGAUUCUCAACCUGGAAAAAUCCGAGCUUAAAGAGAUCCCUGCCGAAAUAGGACGAUUGACUAAUCUUCGGUUGCUAGAUUUGACCGAUUGCUCGACGCUAGAAAUAGUACCUCGCAAUCUCAUAUCAAGUCUCACAAGCUUAGAAGAACUCAAUAUCGGAAACUGUAAUAAUAUUCAAUGGGAGGUUAUGGCUACUGGAAUUGAAAACCAGAAAAAUAAUUCAAGUUUAAGCGAGUUAAGAAAUUUGCAUCAACUUUCAACUUUGAAUAUGCAAAUAAAUGAUACUUCAGUUUUUCCUAGAGACUUAUUUUCCUUUGGAAGACUAGAAAGUUACAAGAUUUUGAUUGGUGAUGGCUGGAAAUUUUCUGAGGAGGAGGAUUCUGAGAACUACAAAAGUUCAACAAGAGUUCUUAAGCUAAAUUUGAGCAUGGAUCCAAGCAUGCUUUUGGAUUAUGGAAUAAAAAUGUUGACGGCUCGCGCCGAAGAUUUGUAUCUAGCUGAACUAAAAGGUGUCAAAGAAGUACUUUAUGAAUUGAAUGAUGAAGGAUUUUCACAUUUGAAGCAUCUUAGUAUUAAAAAAUGUGAUGAAAUGGAGAGCAUUAUUGGAUCAACAAAUUGGUCACUUCAUGAUAAUGUUUUCAUCAACUUGGAAUCUUUGAUACUUCACAAUAUGAUGAAAUUGGAGAGAAUAUGCAGUGAUCCAAUUCCAACAGAAGCUUUUGCAAAACUACAAGUUAUCAAAGUGAAAAACUGUGAUAGGAUGGAGUUUGUUUUGUUGAAUUCAAUGGUCAAACACCUUUCUGAGCUUGUUGAAAUUGAGAUUUCUGAAUGUGGAUUUAUGAAGUAUAUCAUUGACAAACAAAGACAAGAGGAUGAUGGAGAAAGUGACAAGAUCGCGCUCCCGAAAAUGCGUUCGCUCACGCUUGAAUCGUUACCUUCUCUUGUUAGUCUUUCUCCUGAGUCAUGCAUUAAGGAUAAUGAAAACAACAAUGAUUUCUCAAGCCAACUUUUGAAUGAUAAGGUUGAAUUUCCAAAUUUGGAGAACUUGAAGCUUUGCUCAAUCAAUGUCCAGAGAAUAUGGGAUGACAAACUUUCAGCAGAUUCUUGUUUCAAAAAUUUGACCAAAUUGACUGUAGAUGGUUGUGAAAAGUUGGCAUAUCUUUUUUCAUACUCAGUGGCUGAAAGAUUGGUCAAACUUGAACAUCUUUUAAUUAAUUCAUGCAAAUUGGUAGAGAAGAUAUUUGUCCCUCAUGAAAUUUUGAGUAACUUUGCUCAUAUUAUAAAAUCUCCUCCUCUUGAAAUGGUUCCAAUUUUCCCAAACUUGGAGACAUUAGUGAUUUCUCAAAUGGACAACUUGAAGUCAAUAUGGCCAAACCAACUUCCUCAAAAUUCCUUUGGCAAAUUAAAAAAAUUGGAAAUCACAUCAUGUGACCAACUUUUGAAUGUGUUCCCAAGUCAUGUGCAAAACAAAUUACAAAGCAUUGAAUCAUUGAAUUUAUUGCACUGUCCUGCACUACAAGUUAUAUAUGAAAUAGAUGAUAUUAGAGAGGAAGAGCUUAAAAUUCCACUAAGAACUUUAUCUUUAGGACAUUUACCAAACCUAAAGUAUUUGUGGAAUAAGGAUCCACAAGGAAAUAUCAAGUUUCAUAACUUGUUUGUGGUAAAAGCAGAAAAAUGUGAAAGUCUAAAACAUUUAUUUCCAUUCUCUGUGGCCAAAGAUCUUUUGCAACUACAAGUCCUUGAGAUAAGUGAUUGUGGUGUAGAGGAAAUUAUUGCAAAGGAUCAUCAAGGAGAGGUAGAGGAAUGUGUUGGACUUGUUUUUCCAAGAUUAGUUUCUUUGAAAUUUUUGAAUUUGAAAGAACUUAAAUGCUUUUGUAGUGGAAAUCAUAACUUUAGGUUUCCAUAUUUGAAUAAAUUAUAUGUGGUUGAGUGUCCUAUAAUGGAGACUUUCUCUCAUGGAAUCUUGAGAGCAUCAAUUCUUAGAAAAAUAUGUGUGAGUGAGAAAGGAGAUCUAUUGUAUUGGGAAGGUGACCUUAAUACUACAAUAAGAAAUCUUUUUCGUAGGGGAAUGGAUCUUCUCCUGUGAAAAUUUUCUACAAUGGAAUCUUUACCAUUCGUCUCUCUAUACCGCAUAUGGUCAAAGUUCUUAAGAGGUUACUCAAUGGUGAAGAUUUUCAUCAGACUCUCUUUAGGGAGAUGUGAUUGAAUUUUAGAGGUAUGUAUUUUUAAUAAUUCUCUAAUUGUAAUUUCUAUAUUUUUGUAUCCCUAUUAGAAAAUUCCACACACUAUUUUGUAAAUAAAGAUCUCCUUCUUCAAAAAAGAGACACGUUGUUCAAUUA